UUGCACCCGGACGUACAGGGAAGAUUCCCGUAAAACAUCACACGGCAAGCCAGCAACAGUACGGGAAGACAAAAGAUGAAAUCGACACAGGUCAUGCGAUAUGCCGUUCGCCUAAACUGUGCACAGGUCAACGAAGUGGCGAGCAAGUCUACGGAUCGGUAUACCACCAGAUCAGCCGCUUUGCUCGCGGCACUUGGCAUUGGGCUGUCUUCGUUUAGUAUGAAACAAAUGCUAAGCAAACAAACUAAAAGAAAGCUGUAAAGCUGAAGAAAGAUGUAAGCUAUUUUGCCAUACUGUAAAACUUUCUUCGUUCACUCCGAUCCUUCCACGAAAGUGGUAACAAAUUUUAAGUAAUGCUGCGUACCGCUGCACUACACGAUACGAUGGAUAUAAUAAGCAUGUAGCUGACUCAACGAUGACUACAAACUGUUCCGGUGUUUUACUCAACUUCAAAUUGCAAAAGCACCUUAAGCUGGCAACAAAAAGAUACAACAUUCAAAAAGGUCAUCCUAAACUAUUCGAACUAUUUUGGCGCAUCCCCAAAUGGCAAUGGCUCUGUUAAUAGGGCACGCGACCAGCACGACUCCAAAAUAAUAUUGAAGAAAAUAGGUUCAAGACCGUCCGCUUCGUUAACCUAACAUUUGCCGGUUAGUAACGUACGGUUAAACAUUUGAAUAAUGUUUUCAACAAAAACCAUAGUCAUUAAAUUGCUUUGCAAGAAACUAUACGCUCGUAAUGCGUUUGACUCGAUGGAGACUUUAUAAUUUAAAUACAGUCGUUAGGAGUGCUACUCCAUACCGUAACAUCACGGAAUGCGACAUUACGAAUGGUUUACUCAUGUGAAAUGAUGCAAGUUGAACCUAGGCAUCGUAGUUAUAAUUAUGACUCGCCAGCAAAGGUUUUCCUUCCUUAAAAACGGCAAACAAAAGAAUGGCUUAGGUAGAUAAUUUGAUGAUGGAACCAGUAAAGACUGCAAUGCAAAGAAAGGAUUUAAACGCAUAUACAUUUACACAUAUCCAGUAAUACGCGGGAAUUGACGAUUGCCAGACCAGGAAUAAUGGAAUUCGGUAUGAUUACCCACAAACAGAAUUCAAAUGAAUUCUUGGUAGCAAAGCUAAACCCCAAAGCUGUUUUGGAGUACAAGUAUAAGUAUCGUGCAUGAUGGAGGGUAUUCAGUUUAACUGAAAUGCGAAGAAAACAGAAUCCUAAGAUAUGUGGCUACAUUUCACAGGUUUGAUUUUCAAACACAUUUAAGAUAGGCCGGAUUCGGUGUGAUAGCUAGAAAGAUAAAUAAACAAAUUGAUAUCAUUGCUUAA
Anopheles arabiensis is the source of this 1316-nucleotide messenger RNA. RefSeq lists its product as uncharacterized. NCBI's taxonomy places the organism in Eukaryota, Metazoa, Arthropoda, Insecta, Diptera, Culicidae. The transcript has 2 exons. The record is from RefSeq and is a predicted model, not a curated record. The coding region runs from base 76 to 261 and encodes 61 amino acids.